CAGUUCGACUAUAGAGUGUGAAUUAGCAACAGCUCUUGUAUCUUUCGAAUAAUUGUUGACUGAGCAUUAAUUUAAUAUAAUAACAAUUACAUUUAUUUCAAUGAAUUAAUGGUUACAACCAUUUUUGUCAUGUUUUAACAGCGACUUAUUUAAAAAAUGUAGUUUAUCUACACAUGUUGUACAUCUUAUAAAAUUCCAAGAUGUCUGAGUGUUCUUUUUGUGAAAUUGUUCUGUGUUUUUAUUGUUGUUUUGUUCAUUAACUAUAAAGUGACUUAAAAAAUUUGCAAAAAUGGAAACAAUAUCUGAAAAAAAAACGAUCGAAGAUUUUACUUUGGAUGUAUCUACUGAACCUGAACGAGCAUCAUCAAAUUCUGAUUCAGAUACAACAAACUUUACUAUUACUGAAAUGGGAUCUAUGGAAAUAUCAUUGGAAGAGGAAGAAAAAUAUGGUUUAAAAACUUGUUUGGUUGAACUAGAACGAUGUGAUAAAAUUUGGGAAACAAUCCAAUUAAUCAGGCAUUUGCAGGAUGAUCCUAAUCUAGAAAGUUGCAUUGAAAAUAACGAAAAUUUAAUUGAAGAAAAAUCAUUGCUCAAUCUGUUGGAACCAUCUACUAAUGAUGUAGAAACUAAUAAUGUAGAAAUUAACGAUGAAGAGAUCAAUAAGGAAGAAAGAAAUGAAGCAGAGAAUGAUCCAUCAGAAACAACUAAUACUAUGUUGCCUUACAUCAAAUAUCAACCAGUAUUAAAUAAUGGAAAUGCAGCAUUACCUAAUUUUCAAUUUUCUGUUAAGCGAACACGAAUUCUCUAUCCUUGUCAUAUAUGUGGUAGACAAUAUAGCCAUACCAGAUCAUUAAGAGAACAUUCUGAAAAAGUGCAUAAAAUUAGAAUUCCGCGUGUUCGUAAAAAGAAUGAAAAUGGUAUUGAUAGUAAAAAUAUCAUAAAAUCUGAACCAAAUGAUGCAGAAUAUUCAAAUGAAAAUGAAAGUAAUCCAGUAGAACCAACAAAUGAUAGUAAUGGUUCACAAAACUCCGCAGACGACGAUGAAUCAUCUAAUAAUCAAAGUGAAGUUCGUUAUAAUUGUGAAAAAAUCAUUGAUUCUAAUGUGCGAAUGUUUUCAUGCCCUUUUUGUGAUAAAUCAUACAAAGAUAAAUACACAUUGAAUAAACAUCUUAAAAAAAUACAUGGAAAACAGAUUGGAUUAACUCGAGCUUACAACCGCAAACAAGCAUCAAUGACUUCUGAAAAUGUUUCUUGUAAGAUUCGUCGAGUAAAACAAUCUCGAAGCUUGGACAUUCAUAGAUGUAAAACAUGUGGAAAACAUUUCUAUGGUGCUAAAAACUUCCGCCAACAUUGUCGAAAAGUACAUGGAAUAUAUGUACGUAAGAACGUCAAUUUAUCUGACCAUCAUAAACCACAGAAUAUGGCAAAAUUAGAUAAAAAUUUGGCACAGACAAACCAUUCAAUGAUUAAUACUGAUUUUAAAAUGACUAAAAAUAAUACAUCUAUUGCAGCGAGUCGUAAGCCUAUUCGAAGAUGUCCAGUUUGUAAUAAAUUAUAUCGAGAUCAUUUUGCUUGGAAAAAUCAUUGUAAGAAAGAGCAUGGAGUAACGAUUCAAUUUAUUGGCUCAUUUCCAACAGAAUUAGGAUACAAUAACUUUGAUUGUAAAACUUGCAAUAAAAAAUUUUAUAAAGCACGUGAAAUAAUACAACAUUAUAAAGUUGCGCAUCAUCAACGUCUUCGAUACAAAUGUGAAAUGUGUAAGGCAUUAUUUUAUGAUAUUAAAAGUCUUACUCGACAUUCAUCAAAUAUGCACAAACUUAUUUUAUUAUUACGCCGGAACCCAAAAGGAAAGGUAACUUGUGAAGUAUGUGGUAUUUCUUGUGUUAAUAGAAGUGAUUUAGACUUUCAUAAAAAAGAAGAACAUCCAAAUAACCGCUCAUCUGGAAAGUUAAAAAUACAAAAAUUAUUUGAGCAAAGAAAACUAAAAUCUACAUCUUCUCGAAGAAAACAGUAUGGGAAAAACAAUAUCAAUUGUGAAACCACUUUUUCAAAUUCGGUAAGUGCUAAUCAGCUUUCAAAGAAUUCACAAUCUUCUGAAAAUACUUCUAGCGAUAUUGUCUACAUGACUAAUUGCAUAUUAUGUGAAAACCGCAAAUUUAAACACAUUCGUAAGCAUUUUAUGGAGUAUCAUAAAGUACGUAAUCCAGAAGCAUUGAUUGCUCAGUGUUCGAAAACACCAAUAGAACCAGUUGUCUCCACGCUCAACUCCAAUAAUGUUCAUGAUAAUGUUGAAGAUAUUAAACAGAAUACAAAUAAUACUUUAACAAAUUCAAAAUCUAAUAAAUCUCAAAAAACACAAUGGCGAAAUCGUAGAUGCAUUGGUCCAGAACGUUUCUUUUUGAGAAUAUCACAACCUCACGAAAAAAAAUUCUAUGCCUGUAAAUAUUGUUCAUUUUCUUCCAAUAAUUACGAUGCAAUGCGGAGUGAUGAAAAAAGACACAAACGUGAAGGCAUUACUUCAGAAACAAAACCAUUAUAUGAUCAUGUAAAUAGUAGUGUAACUAAUAGCAGUUCAUCAUUUAUUUUAAAUAGAAAACGAAAAUGUGAAUCGAUUGAUAAUAGAAAUACUCGCCGUCGUAAACUCUCACCUUCACUUAAUCAAAUUCGUACGACACGUGCGAGUACAAAAAUAAAAGAAGAAUAUUAUCAUAUAUGUUCACUGUGUGGCAGAACUUUCCGCAGUACAGAAAUAUUAAAAUCUCAUAAAGUUUCAUGCAUAGCUCGCCUAAAUCAACAGUCUGGAAGUGAAACGAGUGAUACUCGAGCAAGCAGUGAUAGAGAUUCUGGAAUUGGAAUAAGUAUUACAAUAAAAAAAAAGAAUGAUUCAUAUGAAAUCGUAAAUCGAGAUAAUAAUGAUGAUAAAUUCAAUAAUCAAAUUGAACUUAACAAAGAACAAAAUCAUUCAUUACCUGAAAAUUCAGCGAGCCUUUUACUAGCUACUUCAAAAAAUUUAAGUGAACGAUCUGAUGAAUCUUUUGAAUAUAGUAAACAUCAUAAAUUCGUAAAAAUACAACAAGCUGAAGAUUCUGAUGUAGAUAUUUGUUCUGAUCUGGAAAAUCAAAAUAAUGUAAAUUUUAAUAAUCAAGAAAAUAGUGUUAAUGAAAAUUGUAGUUCUGAAAUCAACAACAAAAAAACGGAUGUCAGUAACAAUGAUUAUCAAGUUCCUUCAUUGAAAAUCUUGUGUCAAAAAGCAUUAGUUAAGCGAAUUGAAGAAAAAAAUAAACCAAUUUAUAAGUGUCCUAGUUGUUCAAAAGUAUGGCCAUCGAUGAACUCGUUGUGUGCUCAUAAAAAAGUUCAUAUGAGGUAUAGAAAAUAAAUAUCUCUAAAUUCAUACUUAGCUGAAUUAUAAAAAAAUUGUCCUAAUUCAGAAAACAUGAGUGUGUAUGUUCUAUAUAUAUAUAUAUAUUUAUAUAUAGUAUUAUUUGUUAAAAUUAAUUUUUUGGUGAUUGCAUUAUCCAUUUUGCAUAUUUAGUGAUCAGAAUAAUCAUGUAUGCAAGUAAACAAAUUUGAUAAAAUUUGUAAAGAUAAUAUUGUAUAAAAUAUUAGACGUAUAAUUUAUUUGCUUUAUAAUCGUGAAAUAUUAAUUUUCAAAAAUAUUGAAUUCUACUCUUACUAUCAAUGUCACUCUAUUA
Messenger RNA from Chelonus insularis, 3692 nucleotides. RefSeq names its product zinc finger protein 107-like. Gene Ontology annotation, molecular function: DNA-binding transcription factor activity, RNA polymerase II-specific. Gene Ontology annotation, biological process: regulation of transcription by RNA polymerase II. The transcript has 2 exons. Lineage: Eukaryota; Metazoa; Arthropoda; Insecta; Hymenoptera; Braconidae. The coding region runs from base 290 to 3376 and encodes 1028 amino acids. The record is from RefSeq and is a predicted model, not a curated record. Gene Ontology annotation, cellular component: nucleus.